Molecule: messenger RNA, 8236 nt
Organism: Cebus imitator (Panamanian white-faced capuchin)
Lineage: Eukaryota; Metazoa; Chordata; Mammalia; Primates; Cebidae
Gene: THADA
Product: THADA armadillo repeat containing
Exons: 38
Coding region: 208-5934 (1908 amino acids)
Biological process (GO): tRNA methylation
Cellular component (GO): cytosol
Source: RefSeq, a predicted model, not a curated record
ACAGGUUACCCCUCCCUCCCUCCCUUCGCCGUGACCCGGUAGUCGACAGCUGACUGCUUGCGAGCUUCGGAGACGCGGUAGCACUAGAUCAGCUUCCGGGACUCGACCAGACGCCUGCGACUCUUCUCAGACGUCCACGAGCACGAGAAAUCAAGAUACGCCUGUUAAUCUAACAAGUCACAGUGACUACUGUUAAUUCUAUUUAAAAUGGGUAUAAAGAAGAAGAAAGAAAUGCAGGUUGCUGCGUUGACCAUUUGUCAUCAGGACCUCGAAACUCUGAAAUCUUUUGCUGAUGUGGAAGGGAAAAAUCUAGCUUCUUUGCUGUUACAUUGUGUACAACUCACAGAUGGAGUGUCACAAAUCCAUUAUGUUAAACAGAUUGUGCCUUUACUGGAGAAAGUAGAUAAAAAUGGCGUGUGUGAUCCCACUAUUCAAAGUUGUUUGGAUGUUUUAGCAGGCAUUUAUCUUUCUUUGAGUCUAAAGAAUCCCUUGAAGAAAGUAUUGUCAAGCUCACUAAAUAGCCUACCUGAAUUUUUUCUGACUGCGGCUAUACACAGUUUUACUUCUCGUCUUCAGGAAGAAUUGAAUACUACUGACUUAUACUCUUAUAGGAAAGUAAUUGACAAUAUAUCUUCCUGUAUGGAGAACUUUAACUUGGGUAGAGCAAGUGUUAAUAAUCUGCUUAAAAAUGUGCUUCAUUUUCUGCAGAAGAGUUUAAUUGAAAUCCUGGAAGAAAAUAGAAAAUGUGCUGGAAAUCAUAUUAUUCAAACACAGUUAAUGAAUGACUUACUGGUAGGCAUUAGAGUUUCAAUGGUGUUAGUACAGAAAGUACAGGAUUUCCAGGAAGAUCUUUGGAAGACUUCUAGUUCUCCCAUAUGGCAAAAUAUGUGUGGAUUGCUGAGUAUUUUUACCAAGUUUUUAAUUGAUGAUGAUCUAUUACAGACUAUACGGAGCACAUCUGGAUUAGCUGUUAUUCUUUUUAUUAAGACUAUGUUACACCCAUCUGAAAAGAUUCCUCAUUUGAUUAGCAGUUUGCUGCUUCAUUCAGUGGACUGUACCAGCACCCCCGAGUGGUUUAUGAGCAGCUGCAGGAGCCUCUGUUGUGCUGAUGUCUCUGAGUCAGCUGUCUUAUUCCUGUGUCAGGGGACACUUGCCAUGUUGGACUGGCAGAAUGGGAGCGUGGGCCCAAAUGGGGAGGCCCUGCUCUUGGAUACUGCACAUGUUUUGUUCACCUUGAGUUCACAAAUUAAAGAGCCAACGCUGGAAAUGUUUCUGUCUAGAAUCUUGGCAUCCUGGACUAAUUCAGCUAUACAAGUUCUUGAAUCAAGUUCCCCAAGCCUAAGGGACAGCCUGAAUGGGAAUUCAAGUAUAGUUGGGAGACUUUUGGAAUAUGUCUAUACCCAUUGGGAACAUCCAUUGGAUGCUCUGAGACACCAAACCAAAAUCAUGUUCAGAAAUCUUCUCCAGAUGCACCAGCUCACUGUGGAAGGUGCAGAUUUGGUCCCUGAUCUUUUCUUUGUGGAAUUGACUGAGAGUCUUCUACGAUUGGAAUGGCAUAUUAAAGGAAAGUACACAUGCCUUGGUUGUUUGGUAGAGUGCGUAGGAAUUGAACAUAUUUUGGCUAUAGAUAAAACUAUUCCAUCUCAAAUCUUAGAGGUGAUGGGGGACCAGUCAUUGGUACCUUAUGCAAGUGACCUCUUGGAAACCAUGUUUAAAAAUCAUAAGAGUCAUUUGAAAUCUCAGACUGCUGAGAGUACUUGGAUUGACCAGUGGCAUGAGACUUGGGUUUCUCCUCUCCUUUUUAUACUGUGUGAAGGAAACUUGGAUCAAAAGUCUUACGUGAUUGAUUAUUACUUGCCAAAAUUAUUAAGUUACAGCCCUGAAAGCUUACAGUACAUGGUAAAGAUUCUUCAGACUUCUAUUGAUGCUAAAACUGGACAAGAGCAGUCUUUCCCAUCCUUAGGGUCUUGUAAUAGCAGGGGGGCUCUGGGGGCUUUGAUGGCAUGCCUGCGAAUAGCUAGAGCUCAUGGACAUCUUCAGUCUGCAGCUGAUACCUGGGAGAACCUCGUGUCUGGUGCAAGAAUAAAGCAAGGCUUAGUUCAUCACCAUUGCCAAGUAAGGAUAGAUACAUUAGGCUUGCUUUGUGAAAGUAAUCGAAGCACAGAAGUUGUUUCCGUGGAAGAAAUGCAGUGGAUUCAGUUCUUUAUUACAUAUAAUCUUAACAGCCAGUCUCCAGGAGUGCGGCAACAGAUCUGUUCUCUUCUUAAAAAGCUGUUUUGUAGGAUCCAGGAAAGUUCUCAGGUGCUUUAUAAAUUGGAGCAGAGUAAAUCCAAACAUGAACCACAGAAUGAGUUAACCAAACAGCACACUUCUGUUUCUUUACAGCAGUAUAAGAAUUUUAUGUCAUCCAUUUGCAAUAGUCUUUUUGAAGCAUUGUUUCCUGGAUCUUCCUACUCAACUAGAUUUUCAGCUUUAACCAUUUUAGGCUCAGUAGCGGAAGUUUUUCAUGUUCCAGAAGGUAGAAUUUAUACAGUAUAUCAGCUAAGCCAUGAUAUUGAUGUUGGUCGUUUCCAAACACUCAUGGAAUGUUUCACCAGCACUUUUGAAGACGUGAAAAUUUUAGCAUUUGAUCUUCUGAUGAAGUUAUCGGAAACAGCUGUACAUUUUCAGGAUUCAGAGAAACUGCAAGGCUUAUUUCAGGCAGCAUUGGAGCUCAGCACAAGCACCAAACCGUACGACUGUGUGACAGCUUCCUACCUGCUGAACUUCUUAAUCUGGCAGGAUGCUCUACCGUCAUCCUUGUCUGCCCACGUAACUCAGCUUGCUUGUGGUGAUGGAGAUAGGUCUGCUGCUGUGGUGGAAAGGAACACACUAAUGGUUAUCAAAUGCUUGAUGGAAAUUCUUGAGGAAGAAGUAUCUCAGGCUGAAAAUUCUCUGCUUCAGGCAGCAGCAUCAUUUCCAAUGUAUGGGCGAGUCCACUGUAUAACAGGAGCAUUGCAGAAGUUACCUAUAAACAGCCUGCAGUUGGUGAGUGAGUGGAAACCUGUGGUAGAGAGGCUCCUUUUGAUGUCCUACAGGCUUUCUGCUGUGGUGUCUCCAGUCAUUCAGAGCUCAUCGCCUGAAGGUCUCAUCCCAAUGGACACUGAUUCAGAGUCAGCAAACCGCUUACAGAUGAUUCUGAAUGAGAUUCAGCCACGAGAUACUAAUGAUUAUUUUAACCAAGCCAAAAUAUUGAAAGAAUGUAAUAACUUUGAUAUGGAGGACUUGAAUGCCAGUGUGCUGAAUAUUGAUACUUCUACAGAAAUCAAAGGUAAAGAAGAAAAAACAUGUGAUGUAACUGCUCAGAUGGUGCUGGUAUGUUGUUGGAGAAGUAUGAAGGAAGUUGCUUUACUUUUAGGCAUGUUGUGCCAGCUUCUGCCCAUGAGGUCUGUGCCAGAAUCUUCUGAUGGAUUAUUGACGGUAGAGCAGGUAAAAGAAAUAGGAGAUUACUUUAAACAAAACCUUUUACAGUCCAGGCACAGAGGAGCAUUUGAACUGGCUUAUACUGGUUUUGUGAAACUCACUGAGGUACUUAACAGGUGCCCAAAUGUGGAUCUGCAAAAGCUGCCGGAGCAGUGGCUAUGGAGUGUUUUAGAGGAAAUUAAAUGCAGUGAUCCUUCAUCUAAACUCUGUGCUACAAGGCGCAGUGCUGGAAUUCCUUUCUAUAUACAGGCACUGUUGGCAUCUGAACCAAAGAAAGGCAAAAUGGAUUUGUUGAAAAUAACAAUGAAAGAGUUAAUCUCUUUGGCUGGGCCUACAAAUGACUUACAGAGCACAGUCCCCCAGGUUCAUGCUUUAAAUAUCCUUAGAGCGUUGUUCAGAGAUACACGCCUGGGAGAAAAUAUUAUUCCUUAUGUAGCUCAUGGAGCUAAGGCUGCAAUUCUGGGUUUUACAUCACCGGUCUGGGCAGUGCGAAAUUCAUCCACACUUCUCUUUAGUGCCUUGAUCACAAGAAUUUUUGGAGUUAAAAGGGGAAAGGAUGAACAUUCCAAAACAAAUAGAAUGACAGGCAGAGAGUUUUUCUCGCGUUUCCCAGAACUCUAUCCUUUUCUUCUCAAGCAGUUGGAAACUGUAGCCAAUACAGUAGACAGUGACACCAGAGAACCAAAUCGUCAUCCAAGCAUGUUUCUCUUACUUUUGGUGUUGGAGAGACUCUACCCUUCCCCGAUGGAUGGCACUUCUUCUGCUCUCAGCAUGGGACCUUUUGUUCCCUUCAUUAUGAGGUGUGGUCGCUCACCUGUCUACCACUCCCGUGAAAUGGCAGCUCGUGCCUUGGUCCCAUUUGUUAUGAUAGAUCAUAUUCCUAAUACCAUCCAAACUCUGUUGGCCACACUCCCCAGCUGCACUGACCAGUGUUUCCGGCAAAACCAUAUUCAUGGGACACUUCUCCAGGUUUUUCAUUUGUUGCAAGCCUACUCAGACUCCAAACACAGAACGAAUUCAGACUUCCAGCACGAACUGACUGACGUCACUCUUUGUACCAAAGCCAAACUCUGGCUGGCUAAGAGGCAAAAUCCAUGUUUGGUGACCAGAGCUGUCUAUAUUGAUAUUCUCUUCCUGUUGACCUGCUGCCUCAACAAAUCUACAAAGGACAAAGAGCCAGUUCUGGAGAAUCUUGGCUUCUGGGAGGAAGUCAGAGGGAUUAUCUCGGCAUCAGAGUUGAUAACAGGAUUUCCCAGUGCCUUCAAGGUGCCAGGCCUGCCCCAGUACCUCCAGAGCCUCACCAGAUUAGCCAUUGCUGCAGUGUGGGCCACAGCAGCCGAGAGUGGAAAGCGGGCGAGGGACGUCCCCAUCUCUUUCUCUCGGCUGUUAGAAUCUACCUUCCCUGAAGUGCGCUCAUUGACACUGGAAGCUCUCUUGGAAAAGUUCUUGUCGACAGCCUCUGGACUCGGAGAGAAGGAACUGCCACCCUUGCUGUGCAACAUGGGAGAGAAAUUCUUAUUAUUGGCCAUGAAGGAGAAUCACCCAGAAUGCUUCUACAAGAUACUGAAAAUUCUCCACUGCAUGAACCCUAGUGAGUGGCUUCCCCAGACGGAGCACUGUGUCCAUCUGACCCCAAAGGAGUUCUUGAUCUGGACGAUGGAUAUUGCUUCCAAUGAAAGAUCUGAAAUACAGAGUGUAGCUCUGAGACUUGCCUCUAAAAUCAUUUCCCACCAUAUGCAGACAUGUGUGGAGAACAGGGAAUCGAUAUCUGCUGAGCUGAAACAGUGGGUUCAGCUGGUCAUCUUGUCCUGUGAAGACCAUCUCCCUACAGAGUCUAGGCUGGCCGCUGUUGAAGUCCUCGCCAGCACUGCACCACUUUUCCUCACCAACCCCCGUCCUAUUCUUGAGUUUGCCCUCUGCCAGGUGGAUGCCUCCAUCGCUCUGGACCUGGCCCUGGCUGUCCUGUGUGAUCUGCUCCAGCAGUGGGACCAGCUGGCUCCUGGACUGCCCAUCAUGCUGGGAUGGCUGCUGGGAGAGAGUGACGACCUCGUGGUCUGUGUGGAGAGCAUGCAUCAGGUGGAAGAAGACUACCUGUUUGAAAAAGAAGCAGUCAACUUUUGGGCUGAGACCCUGAUCUUUGUGAAAUACCUCUGCAAGCACCUCUUCUCUCUCCUCUCCACGUCUGGCUGGCGUCCCCCAAGCCCUGAGAUGCUCUGUCACCUUCAAAGGAUGGUGUCAGAGCAGUGCCGCCUCCUGUCUCAGCUCUUCAGAGAGCUUCCACCAGCUGCUGAGUUUGUGAAGACAGUGGAAUUCACAAGAAUGUGCAUUCAAAAGGAAAGGACUUUGGCUUGCUUGAGGCUGCUGGCCUUUCUGGAAGGAAAGGAAGGGGAAGACACACUAGUUCUCAGUGUUUUGGACUCUCCUGCAGAAGUGAGGCAGUUAACUCUUCCAAGAACAGAAGCAGCAUGUUGAAGAAAGAAAAUUGGGGGGAUUGGAUUGGGCGUAUGUGCGGAUUAUUCCUCCACUAUAUCUGCAGGAAACAUGUUGAACAUAAAUUGAAAAAUGCUAUCCCCUUCAUGCCUCCCCUACUUCUGUGAGUCCAGGUUUCUGUCACUUCUUACAGAGAAACUUUUCUUCAGCUCACUCAUUCAGGGCAGCCCACUUUAUUGCUACUGUAGGAAGUGAGGCGACUCAGGUGCAGAUUUGCUCUGUCCCCAGCCCCUGCAGGCCUAAAUGAGCCUUUUUCAUCUCCCAGGCCUCUAAUGCCCUGCCAUAGCUGCCCUGCGUUCCCUGUGAAGGGACUACAUUUUAGCACACACAUGAUGCCUCCCCCCUCCCAUUUUCUGGCUCUAUUUAGGGGAUGGAUUAGUUGGCAAACAGCCCAUUUGGUCAGAUUUAUAAAUUUUGUUCCAUUUUAGCAAAGCAGAAAUAUGUUCCAAAUGUUGGAUUCUGGGAGAGUUCAGGAUCAACCUUAUACAAAUAAUUUAUUUUUAUUGUCUGCAUGUGUAAGUCCUGCAGUGACCUACACAUUCCAUCCUAAUUAUUAAAAGAGCCAUUGAGAGCUCCCCCAGCCCCCAAAAAGUAUGCUAAUGCUAGGAAACCUGAUUUUGCCACCCAGUGAAAUUCUAUCCAUGCUCUCAGCUGUGAGGAGGAGCCUGGGGAAAGGACAGCCAGAGAAAAUGACUUAUUCCAUGCCUACAUUGUUUGCUUAUCAUCUGCUUGGUGGCAGUAACAAGAUUCUCACUUAAGAUGCCAUUAAACACAUUUAUCCUUUGCAGUGAUAAUCUAGAAACCUUAAUGUUUCUGCCUUUUCAAGCCCAGCCCAGUCCUUUUCCUAACACACCCAGCAGGUGGCGCUCUUGCAUACGUUUUGCUGCUGGUCCAGUUUUUCAUUGGCUCACCAUUUUUAAUUUAUAAUUUCAGAAUAAGUGUUGCCCAGAAUAACUCAGAAUAAGUCAUCUUGAGAAUCACAGUUUGGAUGGGUCGUAGCCUCAUCCACAUUCAUUUUCCAUCCUACAGAUCUGAAAAAAACCAUUUCAAUCAUAGUAUAUAAAGUUGCUCCAGAUUUUAGAGUCUGUAAAAAUUUCCAAUACUCAGGUGAAUGAUCACAUAGAGUAAUUUCAUUGGUGUUUCAGAGUCUGAAGGGGCAGGUUAGAGAGAGUUACGAUCAUUUCCUACUGCAGAAAAGUUCAUAUUUCAAAUUAAUUCAUCUCUUUUUGAGAGAAAUACACCUAACACUAAAAACGCAGCUGUAAGCCAGGAAUGGUGGUGCACACUUGUAAUCCCAGCUACUCGGGAGGCUGAGGUGGGAGGAUCGCCCAGGAGUUCAUGCCUGUGAAAUGCCGCUGUACUCCAGCCUAACACAGCAAAACCCCUUCACUAAAAGAAGGAAUUUAAGAACAAAAAAGCAGCCGUACUGGAAGUAUAGGAAAAGGGCUUUGGUGGAAGAGAUAGGAGAGCAGCUCAGUGUCCAAAGUUUUGUCCUAAAGAGAACAGGAAAUUCUCUGGGAGGUUUUGCAACCACUUGGCCCCAAAUGUGGUUUUUGUGAUCCUGAACUAAUUACCUAGUUAGGCAGCUGUGUAGCCCACACCUGAUGGAAAGUUGCCAACCUAACACUUUUUGUUCUAAGACCUGGCUGAUGAGAAGUCAGGGACUUGGUGGCAUAAAUGUGGUGAUAACCACAGGAGAAUAGGAGAAUAAUUAUGAAACUGGCCCAGCAAAGCCCAGCUCAUUGGAAAUGACCAGCACUUCUUGUUUCUCCAUUUAAAAUGAAAUAAAAGCAGCUACAUCAUGAAUUUUAUACUAGCAGGUACUCUGUACACAAGCAUGUCCCAUAACACGUCCACAUAUUACCUCCAGAAUCCUACCUCAUCCACAAAGUGGGUGUUCUCACAGCUGUUGACUGGGACUCACCCCAGAUUUGGACGUUGAUUCAAACAGAUGCUUCACUGGUUCUGUAUCUGCAAUCUUGUUACUAACCUAAUGGAAGUGCCUAGGGAAGUGGCUGUUUCACACCAUUUGGUAAGAUGUUUGGGGUCAUCUCGCCAAAGAACAAACCAGACCACAGUUGCCCAGGUCUGUCAAGGGGCCAGUGUAAGGUAGGCGCUAAAAGUGAAACUGGUCCUCUUGGCUCUGAGUCCUAAGGUUCAGGAUUUGGGUGCUCCCACAGCUCUGCACUCCUGACUGGCUCCGUCCAUCUGGCCGUAGUUCAAAAGCCUGGCUUUCUCCACCUCUAUGCGUUGUCAAUUUGGUUUAAUACAUAAAGAUGGUUUA